AUGGAUGAUAGCAGCAUGAGAAAGAAGCAUGAGACCCAGAAUGGUAGCAGCCUACUGACUUCCUCUCAGAGUACAGAAGAGCAAUCAGGGAAGGCCACUGUGCUUCAAAAAGAAGUGGGCCUGGUGAGUGGUAUCUCCCUGAUCGUAGGGACUAUGAUUGGCUCAGGAAUCUUCAUUUCUCCUAAGGCUGUGCUGCUGUAUACAGGGGCAGUGGGGCCAUGCCUGCUUGUCUGGGCUGCCUGUGGGGUAUUGGCUACUGUGGGGGCCUUGUGUUAUGUUGAGCUCGGCACCAUGAUCACCAAAUCUGGGGGAGAGUAUCCAUAUCUAAUGGAGGCCUAUGGUUCCAUUAUGGCUUACCUGUACUCCUGGACCACUGCCAUGGUUUUGAAGCCCUCCUCCUUCGCCAUAAUCUCCCUCAGUUUUGCAGAGUACGCUUCCACACCUUUCUACCCAGGUUGCAGUCCUCCUCUUGUAGUCACCAAGUGCCUUGCUGCAGCAGCUAUAUUGGCAAUUGUUCUAGUGAACUGUUUAAGUGUCAAGUUGGCCAACUACGUCCAAAAUGUGUUCACUGCGGCCAAACUUCUUAUCAUCCUUGUCAUAGUGGGAGCUGGCAUUGUUCUGCUAGCACAAGGAAAAACAGAAAAUCUUUUGAACUCUUUUGAGGGGGGAACAACUACAUUUGGGGCCAUUGGGCUUGCAUUCUACAAUGGACUUUGGGCUUAUGAUGGCUGGAAUCAACUGAAUUUUAUCACAGAAGAGCUAAAAGACCCAUACAGGAACAUGCCAUUGUCCAUCCUCAUUGGGAUUCCACUGGUAUCUGUGUGUUACGUGAUGGUCAACGUUGCUUACUUCACUGUUAUAACCACAACGGAACUGCUGCAGUCUCCAGCUGUUGCUGUGACCUUUGGCGACAGAGUCCUUCACCCUAUGUCCUGGAUCGUCCCACUUUUUGUGGUCUUCUCCACAUUUGGCUCUGCUAAUGGGAGUUGCUUCACUGCUGGCAGACUGACCUAUGUGGCGGGAAGAGAGGGUCACACAGUGAAAAUCUUGUCCUGCAUCAGUCUGAGGCACCUUACCCCCUCCCCUGCCCUCAUUUUCAAUGGAAUUUUGGCUAUUUUCUAUAUCAUCCCAGCAGACAUCAAUACCCUUAUCAACUACUUCAGCUUUGCCCAGUGGGUAUUCUACGGUCUGACGGCCCUGGCUCUAAUUGUUAUGCGCUUUACCAGGAAGGAGCAACCAAGACCAGUCAAGGUGCCAAUAGUCCUCGCUUUCCUAAUGGUGGUAGUGUCCUGCUACUUGGUCCUAGCCCCUAUCAUUGAUAAGCCAGAUUUGGAGUACCUCUAUUGCACCAUCUUCAUCUUCAGCGGGCUCCUACUUUAUUACCCUUUUGUCUACCACAAGGUCAGCUGGGCACAGAAAUUCAUGAGUCCCAUUACCAUGCACCUCCAGCUGCUGAUGGAAGUGGUCCCCCCGGAGAAAAUCAAAUGAUGACAUAGAGAAUCAACUUCCUGGGACAGAAAUAAAAUACAAAAAUCAACUGGAAUAAUGUGCUGCGGCAGUUUCCAUAGCCUGGGGUUUGUUAACGACGGUUUGAGAACUUGGUACCCAAGUUAAGCCGGCUAUUCAUUUCUGUGGGAUCCCCCGCACCACACACUGUAAGUCUUAUUUUUUAUGAACCUGUGGUCAAACAUGAGAAAUGAAGUUUCCUUGCUUCUUGUAAUCUGGAGACAUUUACAG
Lampris incognitus (smalleye Pacific opah) is the source of this 1737-nucleotide messenger RNA. RefSeq names its product solute carrier family 7 member 9 (gene slc7a9). Gene Ontology annotation, biological process: amino acid transmembrane transport. The record is from RefSeq and is a predicted model, not a curated record. Gene Ontology annotation, cellular component: membrane. NCBI's taxonomy places the organism in Eukaryota, Metazoa, Chordata, Actinopteri, Lampriformes, Lampridae. The transcript is spliced from 12 exons. Bases 1 to 1488 code for a protein of 495 amino acids. Gene Ontology annotation, molecular function: L-amino acid transmembrane transporter activity.